Messenger RNA from Pyrus x bretschneideri (Chinese white pear), 1749 nucleotides. RefSeq lists its product as uncharacterized. Gene Ontology annotation, cellular component: SAGA complex. The transcript has 2 exons. Gene Ontology annotation, molecular function: transcription coactivator activity. Gene Ontology annotation, biological process: regulation of transcription by RNA polymerase II. NCBI's taxonomy places the organism in Eukaryota, Viridiplantae, Streptophyta, Magnoliopsida, Rosales, Rosaceae. The record is from RefSeq and is a predicted model, not a curated record. Bases 300 to 1355 code for a protein of 351 amino acids.
AGACAUGGUUAUCCCCACAAAAAAAUUAAAAAAACAUUAAAAAAUAAAAAACAGAAAUAUCUCUCAAAUUAAACACACAAACCAAACGCACCAAAAUAGAGAGGAAAAAAUACACAACUCUGAAGGGGGUCAAUUUAACCUCGGCCACCUUCGACUCAGGUGAAAGCAUUGUCUGAAAAUUAGGGUUUUAGGUUUUGGAUUGAAGAUCAUGUCUUCUGUGAUCUGGGUUUUGCUGGAGAAUUCGAGGCUUCGAUGAGGAUCUGGUUUUGGUGAAUUCUGGGAAGUGGAGUUGGGGGAAAAUGGUGCUCAAUCAGAGCUUUUCUCGUAUCGACACUUUGGAGCUGAAAGCUCUAAUUGUGCGAAAGAUUGGGCAUCAGAGAGCUGAUAAAUACUUUGAUCUGAUCAGAAGAUUGUUUAGUUCAAAGAUUAGCAAGUGCGAAUUCGACAAGUUUUGCAAUCGGAUUAUUGGGAGGGAAAAUGUCUGUCUUCAUAACCGGCUUAUUAAAUCCAUCCUCCAGAACGCCUGCCUUGCAAAACUUCCGCCCUUGACCGGUGUUCAGAAAAGGGGACGCACCCUUAAUGUUAAAGUAGCAAAUGGUUAUCAGAAGGGUGGUCUUCACUCGAUUAAUGCAGAUGCAGUUUCUCCAUCCCCUCACAGGAUCCUGUCUCCAGUCGAUCGAGAACGCAAGUUUCAGGACCGCCCAAGUCCUUUGGGGCCAAAUGGAAAGUCCCAACAUUUUUCAAAAGCACAAGAGCAGCAAAGUGCUACUGAAUUGCUUUCUCUUGGAAGCAGGCCGCCUGUUGAAGUUGCCUCUGUAGAAGAUGGAGAAGAGGUCGAACAGGAUGCAGGAAGCCCAGCUAUUCAAAGUAGAAGCCCAGUAACUGCUCCACUCGGUAUAUAUUUGGGUGGAUCGCGUAAAUCUCUUCCUAAUGUAUCAGUAAGUGGUGCUUACCACCCUGUGACCUGUCAAAACAGUGGUGAGCUGCCUGAUACAAGAUCCUUAAGAAAUCGUUUGGAGCGGAAGUUGGAGAAGGAGGGUAUUAAUGUCUCUAUAGACUGUGUUAACCUCUUGAAUAAUGGAUUGGAUGCUUAUCUGAAGAGGUUAAUGGAACCUUGUAUUCGGCUAGCCGGGACAAGGCAUGGCAAUGAUCACUUAAAACAACUAAGUGGUUCAUAUCCGUACAACGAUGGGUCAAAUGGGAUGUUGCGUGGAAGACAUAUGCAAAGAGAAACAAAAUCUACUUUUGCAACCAUGUCAGAUUUUUCUGCAUCAGUGGAGCUAAAUCCCCAAAUGCUUGGUGUAGAUUGGCCCAUACAGCUCGAGAAGAUUGUCUUGCGUGCAUCUGAAGAGUGAGCAAAACCUUAUACAUAAUCAACAAUUGAUGAGAUCACGAGACAUGAAAUUGCACCCUCACUUGCUCACCGUUCAGCGUUUUGAGUCAGUUCUUUAACAUGAUCAACUCUUAGCCUUUGCCUGUUUACGGAGUUUUGAAGCAUUGCAAUAGGGAAUAAGUUGUAGAUUAUGUGAGAAGUUUUGGUUUAUGUUGCGUUUCGAUAUAGGCUUGAUAAUUGUUAUGGGGGGGGAGGGGCAUGUUAAUACGAUAGUAUGUAAACUUUUCAAUACAAGCAAGACAUCAGAGGUGUGAAGAAUUCUUCGCACUAUCCUUCAACGGAAAUUGUUUCUGCUCCCCUGUUUAUUGUUACCAAGUUAUGCGAAAAAUGCAUUAUCCAGUGUUCAAAUUAUUGCA